Messenger RNA from Drosophila subobscura, 452 nucleotides. Its product is annotated as acylphosphatase-2. Lineage: Eukaryota; Metazoa; Arthropoda; Insecta; Diptera; Drosophilidae. Gene Ontology annotation, molecular function: acylphosphatase activity. The transcript has 5 exons. The coding region runs from base 29 to 409 and encodes 126 amino acids. The record is from RefSeq and is a predicted model, not a curated record.
CCGGAACCCAAAAUAUAUUUCUUCCAAAAUGAAUAACAAAAUUACAAAGUCCAAAUUUACGCCCCCUGUGACACCUCCUCUAAAGGGAAAAACAGCCGCAGCCAAGCAGCGCACCGACGAGGAGAACAUUUUUGGUUGCAAGUUCGAAGUCUUUGGGAAGGUUCAGGGCGUCUACUUUAGGAAGCACACAAAUAACAAGGCAAAACAGCUGGCACUGGUCGGGUGGUGCAUGAAUACUGAUGAGGGUUCGGUAAAGGGUGUCAUGGAAGGAAGUUUGGAGAACAUAAUUGAAAUGAAGCACUGGCUGCAGCACAAGGGCAGUCCUCGUUCAGUGAUCCAAAAGGCUGUCUUCUCGGCGAACGAGCCUUUGGUCAGCUCCAACUUCGAGACUUUCUCAAUACGACGCUGAUGCAGUCCCUCGCACAGAGUCCGGCAAUAGUUCUGGCCCAUAA